Scheffersomyces amazonensis is the source of this 3717-nucleotide messenger RNA. RefSeq lists its product as uncharacterized. Bases 1 to 3717 code for a protein of 1238 amino acids. NCBI's taxonomy places the organism in Eukaryota, Fungi, Ascomycota, Pichiomycetes, Serinales, Debaryomycetaceae. The transcript has a single exon. The record is from RefSeq and is a predicted model, not a curated record.
AUGCUAGGUCGACUUUUCAAACAGAACCCUACCAAUAGUCUCAAUAAUAAUCAUAACCAUAGCCAUACCCAUAAUCAUAAUCAUAAUCAUAGUCAUAGUCUUCACCAUCAGUAUCCAUCUAAUCCCAGUAAUAAUCCUGUAUCUGUACCGACACCUCCUGGUGGUAAUCCAACCCUAACUACUUUUGAUGAUUCUUAUGCUCGAGAAAUCCUUUACGGUACUCAUAAUCCAAAUCAACUAAAACCAUUUCAAUUCAAUACGAAAUUCUUUAGAAUCAUAGUGUCACAAGAUGGGGGUAGUUUAAGAACAAAACAAGUAUUAUAUGAUUCAUCCAUAAAUGAGUCCAUAUCUCUGACCUCAUCUUCAUCACCUGUAUCUUCUACAUCAUCUACAAAUUCUAAUACUGCUACUAAUAAUAAUAUUACCUCUAGUUCAUUAAGAGGUGGAGUUAAUAAAUCCAUAACCACUUCGAAGAUAUAUCAUAAUUCAAAUGAAUUAAAUGAUUACAUGUUUGGAUGUGGAUUACCCAGUAAUGAAAUUCAUUGUUCAACUAAAAUGCAUAUGUUACCAUCUAUCAAUAAUUUAAUUGGUGGGCCUUAUAGUUCUAUAUUAAUUACUCGAUUAUUUUCAAUUUGUGAUAUUGAAAAUACUGAAUAUCAACAAGAUUCAUCUAUAAAUGAUUGUGGUUGGAAUCCAACAGCAGCUUUACCUAUUGGACCUUCUCAUAUUAAGAAAUCUCCAUUCUUUAAAAGUGUAUCAUUAUCAACAAAUAAUCAUCAAAAAUCUUCAUCAUCAAUAAGUAGUCGAUUUUCAAUAGGAAUUGUAAUUCCAUUAGAAUCUUUAACUGAUAUAAAUGAUGUUAUAACUAAUAAUUGGGAUGAAAUAUCUCAUUAUUUACUUGUACUACAAAAAUUAAUUUAUAAGAAAUUAUUAACAAUUCUUAAUAAUAAUUGUUUAUAUGAUUCGGAUAAUAAUAUAGCUGGUUGUACUUAUUUGAUAAAUAAAAGAAUUCAAUUUCCAAAUUUUAUUUUACAAAAUGAAUUAGAAUUAGGAGCUCAAGUUAUUAAGUUAGUUAAACUUAUUCAUUAUAAUUCCAAUAUUCCUAAAUUAAUUAAUUCCAAUACUUUAAUUAAAGCUUGCUUAUUAAAUGAUUGUUCUAAAUAUAAUUAUAUCUUUUUAAGUUGGGUAUUAGAAACUCUUAAUUGGUUGGAAUUUAAAGAUGGGAAAUCUUUUCUUCUAAAUAAUAAUAAUUCCAAUAAUAAUUAUAAUGUUAAUUCAACUUUCCAUGUAUCUAAUAAUAAUACUAAUACUAAUACUACUAAUCAUAAUAAUUCUUCAACGGAUUUAGCAUCCAUGUAUAAUGGCAAUUCCAAUACCUUUUUAGCAAGUUUAUUGGCAUUAUUAAUUCAAUUAAAAUCCCUGUUAAGUGUUAAACCAUAUCAUAACAAUCCUGGAUCUACCACGAGAGAAGUUACCAGAGUGGUGCUAAUGACAGGUAACCCAGCUGUAGCCAAGAAAUUGAUCUUCAUUAUGAAUGGAGUCAUACCAGACACUUGUACCUCUGAAGUAUCGGAGUCUGCUACGAAUCAACUAGAACAACAACAGAAAAGACAACAAGAUGAACAAGACCAGGAACAAGAACACCACCAAGAACACCACCAAGAACACCACCAAGACCGUGAACGUGAACGUGAACGUACCCGUGAACGAGAUCAUGAACUUCACCAUACUUAUCCCAAACCAGAAUACACCGACUUGGAGUCGUCGGCAUCUCCUAAAUCUAGAAGACCACUUCCUCCCGAUAGAUUACCUUCGACCUUCUCUAAUGAAAGUAGUACGGGAAGUAUGAAUAUCACUAAUCCAUCAUCACCUGCCAAAUCAAUUAAUCUCCUUGCCGUAAAGGGUCCAGCAGAAAUUGUUGGAUCAGGUAAUUCUUCUGAUAAUUCUCCUGGUACUUCAUCUCCACUUAAAGGAUGGGAGAUUCCUUAUAAAUCAUCGGCUAGUACUACUACAGCCACUCUAACCAAUGAUGGGAUAGGUAGUUAUAAUAAUAGUUUUAGUAAAGGUAUACCCAUUGUUUCCUCAUCGCAUGCUAGUGCUCAUACUCAUACUCAAACUCAAUCUUCAAGUUUAUCUAAAUCUUCAUCAAUGGCUUACCUUUCAUCUUCAUUAAAUUCAUCUUAUUCUUCAUCAUCUUAUUCUAAAUUCGGAAGCUUUAUGGAUAAAUGGAAGAAUUCCAUAAAUUCUGUAUAUCCUGGAACUCAACCUCAUCAUAGUAAUAGUAGUAAUAAUAAUAGUAUAUCAUCUACUCAUGGUAUAGAUUAUGAAUAUUCUCCUGGUUUAGCACCUCCACCUCCACUUUCAAAUGGAUUUGGAAGUAUACCUAAACGGAAUUCUAUUCAAUCUUUAAGAACUCCAUCACCUGCUAUAGAACAUGAAGAUUUCUCCUGGAAUCAUUCAUCUAAUAAUAAUAAUAAUAUCCUUAUAGGUCAUAGUAAUAGUGGAUCUAGUCAAUCUGGAAAUCCUAUAGGAACUGGUAUUGGAUCAGGUAUAAGUAGUAAUAAUAAUAAUAUUACUCAAUUAUAUGGUCUGACUCCUUCGAAAUUAUCUCGAACUCAAUCAAUGUAUGAUCUUUAUAAUAUGAAUAAUGAAAUCUUAGAAGAAGGGUAUAAUGAAAGUAAUGUAACUGGAGAUUAUGGAUCAUCAACAUUAACAAAAUCCAAUUCAACUACCGGUGGGAAUCAUACAUCUACUUUGAAUAAAAGUUUGGCUAUCAAACGAUCUAAGACUUGUAUUUAUUCACCAGUUAUUGAUGAUGAUUUAAUUAAAAAUGUUAAUGAACAUAACAAGUCGGUCAUUCAUCUCAAGUGUCAAGAUAUAAUGAAUAUGCAAUUCGAUACGGAUGAUGAUAAUUCCAAUCAGACAUUGAGUCAUAUCUAUGAGAUUCAAUCGAUAGAUGGAGAUAGAAAUUAUAUUGAUAUCGAUGAGGCCGAUAGUGGAAUCAGUAAUGAUCAAACCACCAUUACAUCUGAUCUUGGCAGUUUGAAUUUGAAUGGUACUACUGCCACUACCACCACCACCACUACCACCAUCAAUAACUCAUCUGAUCUCAUAUUUAAACAUUUACCCUUAUCUCCCAAUGUGGCCUUUUCCGAUGAAUUCCGUCCGGAAUUUAAUAUUCAAGCAUGUCCAAUUAAUCCUAAAUUGGAAGGUCAAGUUAUGAAUACCAUGAAGAGUGAUUUACUAUUUUAUCAGAAUAAUUUUAAGUAUUCUAAGAUUCUUUCUCGAACGGUUUUCAUUAGUUUAAGAGCUAGAGAAAUUAAAUUAAUUGAAAUGUCUAUUGAUAAUUCAAGUCCACAAAGUCCUAAUUAUGUAACUCCUGUAACGACACCAGGAGUGGCAUUUUCUUCAUCAUUUUCUUCCCCAUUAGGAUCUUAUUUCCCAGAUUCUGUAUCUUUACCAGGUCGAAGAAAUUCCGAGAAACCAACUAAUAAUACUUAUAAAACCAAAAUUAAAAAGAUCUUUACUCCGACUCGGAAUUCAGGAGAUAUUGAUUUAAUUAAUAAAGUUGAUAAUACUUUUGAAGAUAUUAAUCAGUUGUUUAAUAUGCAGCAACUCUAUCGAGCCAAGAAACAGCAAGAAGAUUAUGAUGAUAAAGUGCAAGGAGUGCCUGAUUUCAAUAAGAAAUUAUCCAAAUUAGUAUUAAGUUUAGUAUAG